GGGCACGGGCCGCCCGCCCUCCCCCGCCGGGCUCAGGUGACACCGGCCCCGGCGGCUUCACGGGCCGCCGAGGAGCUUCCUGGUUCCCAGAAGGUGCCGGAGCGGCUGCAACAGGAACUGAGAGACGGGGGAGGAGGCGGUGCCGCCGCUCCGCCGCAGUCGCGGCCCGAGCCGGGGGAGCGGAGCGGAGCAGCCAUGGGCCGCCGCCCGCCGCGCUGAGCCGCCCCCGCCGCCCAGCGCUCCGCGGCCGGCGCUGCCCCUUCGGCCCCGCCGGGCGGGGCGCUUGUCCCUGGGGGCGCCGGGGCCGCCGCCGGGGCCCCGCGAUGUGACCAUGGACAGCAGGUUCAAGGAAAAUCCAGAACGUACCUUUGAUUUGGUACUGAAAGUAAAAUGCCAAGCUUCUGAAAAUGAAGAUCCAGUGGUACUGUGGAAGUUCCCGGAGGACUUUGGAGACCAGGAAGUGCUGAACAGCGUUCCAAAGUUCUGCUUUCCUUUUGACAUUGAAAGGGUGUCCCAAAACCAAGUAGGACAGCAUUUCACCUUUGUGCUCACCGACAUUGAAAGUAAGCAAAGGUUUGGAUUUUGCCGUUUGACGUCAGGAGGCAAGAUCUGCCUCUGUAUUUUAAGUUACUUACCAUGGUUUGAGGUAUACUACAAGCUCCUAAAUACCCUGGCAGAUUAUUUGGCUAAAGAACAGGAAAAUGACUCAAAUGAUUUGUUAAAAUCAUUGUAUAGCCAUCCUGUGCCAAAGGCAAAUGCUUUAGUCAGUUUAAGUGUGAACCAAGAGAUGAUUUUUACAAGUGAGCAAGUUUUGAAAAAACAGCCUUGUCUUGUAUCGCACUCGUAUUUCAUUACUCCUGAUUUAACUGGAUUGCCAACAAUCCCUGAAAGCAGAAACCUCACUGAAUAUUUUGUUGCUGUGGAUGUGAACAACAUGCUGCAACUUUAUGCCAGUAUGUUGCAUGAGAGAAGAAUCAUUAUUACCUCAAGCAAACUAAGCACUUUAACUGCUUGUGUUCAUGCGUCAGCUGCAUUGUUAUAUCCAAUGUAUUGGCAACAUAUUUACAUCCCAGUGCUUCCUCCACAUCUUCUGGACUACUGCUGUGCUCCGAUGCCUUAUCUAAUUGGCGUCCACUUAAGCUUAAUAGAGAGAGUAAAAAGUAGAUCACUGGAGGAUGUGGUUUUGCUAAAUGUUGACACAAACACUCUAGAAACCCCUUUUAAUGACCUGAACAACCUACCUGGUGAAGUGGUCUCGGCCUUGAAAAAUAAACUGAAAAAGCAGUCCACAGCUACGGGCGAUGGAGUAGCCAAGGCCUUUCUUCGGGCACAGGCAGCACUGUUUGGAUCCUACAGAGAUGCACUAAGAUACAGACCAGGAGAGCCUAUAACUUUCUGUGAGAAUAGUUUUGUGAAGCAUCGUUCCAGUACAACUAAGCAGUUCUUGGAAACUGCUGUUAAUCUUCAACUGUUUAAACAGUUUGUUGAUGGUCGACUAUCAAAAUUAAAUGCAGGAAGAGGAUUCUCUGAUGUUUUUGAAGAAGAAAUCACAGCAGGAGGCUUUUGUGGAGGAAAUUCAAGAUCUUACCAACAGUGGAUGCAUACAGUGAAGAAAGGCGGUGCACUGAUCAACACAGCGAUGACCAAAGCCACUCCGGCUGUGAAAACGGCAUAUAAAUUUGCAAAAAACCAGGCAAGGCAAGGAAUAAAAGAAGUGAAGAGUAAGUUAAAACACAAGGAGAGUGAGGAAGAGUAUGGAACUUGCAGUGCUGGUGCAGUACAGACUGUUCCCAUCUACACAUCACAUUAUGAGAAAAGAACAAGCUCAGAAAAACGAAGACUGGCACAGACUCGUUUCAACCAGCAUCUCAGUAACCAGGAUUUUGCCUUGGAUGAAGAUGAUGAUGAUGAAAUGGAGAGAACGAGCAAGUUAUCAUCAGAAGACAGCGAAGAAGCUUCUGCUUACUUUUAUGAUAGUGAUGGUUCUGGUGAAACAGGAAUAAUUCCUCAGCAUCAAGGAGAAAUGGACUUGCUUGGGGAGAUCCUGGACACACUGAGCACACACAGUUCAGAUCAAGGAAAACUCUCAGGAGCAAAGAGCCUGGAUUUCUUUAGGUCAAUGGAUGACAUUGAUUACAAGGCUGCGAACAAGUCAAAUGCACCUAGUGAGAGCAACCUUACCCUGCUCUGCAGCAGUGCUAAUGAUCAAGCAGAGUGGAACCUUGGCCAGGAUGACAGUGUCCUCCAUGGGAAGCAGCUCCCUCCAUCACCAAGGAAGCAAGUUUCUUCUGGUGGCCUGAGAGAAUCUCUGACAAGGCUGGAAGAAGAAAAGAGUGACAAAACCCUUAUUACUGACAGGAUGGACACUGCUAGUAUGACAUCCCCAUCUCCAGUACGACCAAGUGCUCAGUUUACUUCCCUAGAAGGUUUCAAAGCAGGCUAUUCUUCCUGUAAGCAUGCAAAGCAGAAUGAAACACUAAGCAAUACCUCAGAAGAUCAGCUCCCAGGAAGUCUUGCUCAACAUCCAUCCAUUCUGGUCCCUUGGGAGAAAGAUGGGAAGGAAGGAGAUGAAAGUCCAGAAGAGGGUGGUCUUCUUCAAGAAGUGGUGUCAUUAUGUAAACUGAGUUCUGCUUUUCACUAUGGUUUAAAUAUUUCAAAGGAUAGCUUAUCCAGCAGUAGCAGUGGAAAUAAAACGUAAGAAAAGUAUGAGAAGAGAAACUUGACUCCCAUUAGAAGUUAAAGGGAGACUACUCAGGACUCCAUAUAACUCCAUAUAACAUGAUAACCAAAAGAUGAAAAAGGAAUAAGAGAUCUAAGUUAUGAAAAUAAUUCUCUUCAGUUGAGUAUGCAUUUUCUGCCAUUGGGACAUCUGCUUCUACGUUUACUCAGUUCAUUUGUUGGCUGUAGUUAGGUCCAAAAAAUGAAACUAAAUAUAUGAAUGCACUCUUAAAUCAGGUACUAGUUAGUCUCUGUGUUAAAAAUACAGCAAGUGUAUGGUGCUUCCUAGCAUUUGCUUCCUCUAAGCAGCAGUAAAAGUGUCGCCUAACAGGUAACCAGGUUUUGAAGGUACUCUGUUAAUCCCGGUAAGCAUGAAAUGAACCAAGCCAUCUGAUUUGUCUGAAAUGUACAAAUGUUAAUAUUUGUAAUGAAUAAUAAUUGCCUUAAUCUUUUGAGAAGAGGUUUAACUAUCUUAGAAGAUGAAUGCAAAUCUACAAAACAGCAAUAAUGAUUUUCCAUGGCAGGAAUUUGCUUCAGCAAAGGUGGGGGGGAAGGAGACUUUUUUUAGAAUAAGGAAUUUCUGGUGAAUAUAACUUGGAACUUACUCCAAACUAAAACUGUGGCUCUGUCUUCCAGACUUCAAAAAGGUAGCGCAUGGUUUUCUCUCUUCUAUAAAGUACAUGAAGCGCUGAAUUAUAAUGUGACAUUUAUCAACUUCUGUUUACAACUAAGACACUUUAAAGACAUAUUAUCUGGUUUCCCUAGGUAGACUAUUUCACCUAAAAAUUUCAGAAAGGAAAGUGUAAGUGGAACUGAUAGAUUUCUAUUAUAUUUUAUUUUCUACAGUUUAAUAGUUGGAAAACUGAUUUGUGCCUAAUUUGUAACACUAGAAAACUAAAAUUACAGAUUCAGUUUGAUUCUGCAUAUAUCCAACUCUCAUUUUAGCCAAGUUGAACAACCAAAAAUCUCUUUCUAAAUUAAGUGAAGGCGAAUAAAUGGACUUGAUGUAUAUUGUAUUUAGAACAAGAAUUUUUGCUUCUUCUGGCAGUGUUCCUGGGGAAUAUUUGGAUACUAAAAGUGAAAAUUUUUGAUUUUGUAUGGAGCAGCUCUUUUAUUUUUUUUAUUUUUUUUUAUUUUUUUUUUUUUUAGUUUUAUUUCUCUUUUUUUUUUCCACCUCACCAUACAUACCUUGGCCUCCACACUGGCUCAGGAUAGAGAAGCCAUUAGAUCAGCUUCAGCAGAUUGGAAUUGUCAGCCUUGAAGGAUAUUUGUGGUGCAGUUGUUAGAAGUAGCACACGGGUAUAAAAUGAACUCUGCCUGAGAAGAAUGUUCUCCUGCUCUUCUAAGUUAAGUUAGAAACCUUUUUUCUUUUGUUCCAUCUUUGACAUGAGCGACUUGUCUUAAUCUCAGCGUAGGCCUGAGUGAGCGUGUUCAUGGGGUCAGUAUUUGAAUCAGAUUGUGCUUUAGUACCUUCACAGUAUUUUGUAGCAAAGUUUAAUAUCAGUUGCCUCAUUGAGAUUUAUUAAUUAAUUUUCCUUCAAGCUAGCACAAAUGGAAAGGGUUUUUUUGGCUGCUUUAUUACAAGGCAGCUGACCUGAGGGAAUUGCUGCGCGUUGUUACAGAGUCAGCGUUUGAAACUCCACCCAAGACGCAGUAGAGUGAGACCUGGGAGUUGUUAGUGCAUAAGUUUCAGAUUGUUCCAGAAAGAGAAGGUCUGGGCCAGUACUUACACUGAGGAUGAGCCUCCAGAAUUAAUUUUUUUAAUCAGUGCAACAAAGCUAAAAGGUUGUAAAAGUGCAAAUCUUACAGAAAUACCUGUUUCUGUUUAGAACAUGAACAUUCCAGAGAGCAUUUGCAAUCUACAUUGCUGGAGAAUCUCAGUGUUCCAGAGUUAGAAGUUGUACAUCCAGAGGUCUGUACUCCAAAGUAUUUGUUUAUACUUUGGUUUCCUCUUAUGUAUCAACAUAGUAUGUUGUGUAUUUUUUUAAUAUCAACAAAUGUUAUUUGGCAAAAUAUUUUGCACUAUUAAAAAUUGAAAGUAUCAUAAAAAAUAAUUAAAAUCUUCAAGCUUUCCAGGUGGGUCAGACCAGGUGUCUCCAGUGCUGUUCAGAUGACAGAGCUGCAGAGCAUCCUUGUUUAGAGCUGUUAUUAAUGACUUGGUAGAAGGCAUUCUUCUCCUUUACUGGUACUAAAUAUUGCCCAAAUAUAGUGCUGCAGUUGGGUCUAAGAGGAGACAGGCAACACAAAGAUUUUUGUUCUUGUAAUACUUCUCACUCGUUCUCAUUCAUGUCUUUGGUGUUUUGUAGAUGAGAAUUUCAAGAUUUACCUUUUGUUCUCCUUUGCAUCUGAUACAAUGUUUCUGUCCCUGUUUCCAUCUAAGUUGUUUUAUUUUCUUCAUUUAUUAAAGAUAAUAAACAGUAUUAAUCUCUUUAGGAUAAAAUAGAGAAAAAAAUCAGAAGUUAUGGCCAUCAUUACUUUCAAAACCAUCAAACACCUAAGUCCAGGAAUACUGCCAGAAAGUGGUUUUAAAAAAUGACACUCUGGUAGAGGCAUAAAUCUUACUGGCUUUCCAUAGGGUUAGGCACUGAACAAACAAUCACAUAGAUUGUCCUAUUCUCAGAUUUGUGGAAUAAAUAUGGAAGCUGUGUGAGGCUGCCAAUACUCUUACAGUUGUUAUAAAGAUGAUAAAAUUGAAAGUUUGAUAGUAGAAUCUUUCAAAAUUAGGGCAUUGUAGCAGUAAUUCACUGUUACAUUGAGUGAAAAUGCAGGCUGAAAAGAGGUAAACGGAUGAAACAAAAGAUGGAAGGUAAAAUUCAACUUAGAAUUAUUUUUAUUUCAGUCAAAAUGGUUCUGUGCUUAUGCUACAUUGUUUCCUUACUAUUUACAAAACCCAUAGUGUGUUUACAAUUGUUAAAUAGUAUGUCUUUUUUGGUUUUGAACCUUGUUAUGGGUUCAGAAAUAACUUAGUUUUAUAUGUAUGUUGAUUUUAACUGUAGGUACAUUUUUUACUCUGUAAUAUACAGAAUCUUUUCCACUUACUAUCAGUGAUCUUUUAAAAAGGCUAAUAUUUGUGCCUUAUUUAAAUAGAAUUACCAGUUACCAAAUACAUAAGAGUCCAAACUGAUAUUUCUGGUUCAACAUUCUUGUUCUCUGUCCUUGUGAUAAUAUAAAACUGUUUAUUGGCUACAUAUACUGUAUUUUUAUUACCGCAUUGGGUUCUAUAUUAAGAUAAAUUGUCCAGGUCCAAUACUUUUGGCAAGUUUUAUACUUGUAUGCUUUUUAUUUUUGGAAAUCCUUCUAGUGUCUUUGAAAAUCAUCAACAUUCAUCACCAGCUGCUGGUGAGAACUGAAUUCUGCUCAGUCAGAGCUCCUGUGGUCUUCUUCAGAGGCAUCUCUUUUCUUCAGGAUCUCAAAAAUCUUCCCAUUCCUCCUGUUUCAGGGAGAUACCAGGUCAUUUGAUAAGCUGUUACUUACACAUAGGAACAAAUUUCUGAUGUAGAAAGUCAAACUAGGACUUGAAAUGAAUAUUUUUGUUUUGCAUAGAUGUCUGCCUAAAAUGAGCCGUAUCACUCAUCUGGUUUGGGAGAAAAAAGUAAGGGCAGUAGAAGAAGAAAGGGAUUCCUGGGUUGUUCCAGUGGGGUGUGGUGAAGAAAAGCCUUGGGAGUCCACAGGAGGGAUAGUAACUUUGAAGAAAUCCAGAUUUCAGUUCUAGCUCAGUUAGUGUGAUUCCAGCCCAGACAUAUAGGCAAAAGUAAUAUUGCCUAUGGAAUUAAUCCCCUGUGGGAUUUGCAGGAGGAUGGAUAAUGUGUUGUCACAGUCAAAGCCUUCCCAUUCAUGUGAAUAGAGAGAUGUGACGUGGAACACAGUGCAGAUAUUCAGGGAAGGACAGCACUGUGGAUGCAGAGGUGAUCCCUACCCACCCUCUAUGCAUGCAGAGGGCAGUCUGUGUAGAAUAGGCAGUGGUUUGCUCUUCCAUCUCACAUAUUUGAGCAUCAUGUAGUUCUGAAAAAUAGACUUGUUCUGAAGAAAAAAUGUAGUUGUAGGAGUUGUCAUAGAACUUGUUGACUGAAGCCUUCACUGUCAUUUAGCAUUUCAGUGGUGCUGCUGCUGUUGGGGUGGGAUCAUCAGGAACUCUCAGCACUGGCUGAAGUCCCCUCUCAGGCAUUGUAACACAGACUUCAGGCAGAGUUUUAGAUAAAUGCUGGGUGCUUCUGAAAAUCCCACCCAAUCUAUUAGAAGAGUGUUUUAGACCUCAAAAAUCUGUUUUAGAUGUCUUUUGAGGUUUUAGGAUGAGCUAGUUUACAACCUUGUGUUCUUGUAACCAAUGUAAAGUCUAGGCAGAAGAACAGUUAAGCCAGGUUUUUAAAACAGCUUCUGUUUAUCCACCUACAGUCAAUCAUAUUCAGUCCUACAGAACAAUCUUUUGUUGGUGCAGCUGUCUAAUGGAAUUGCUAGGAGCAUCUAAAGUUUUCUCUAUGCAUGUAAAGUAAUUAAAGAAAUAUUUCAUGCAAUAAUCCAAGUGCCAGCAUGAGGCCCUUUUGCAAAUACCCCCCUGUGUAAUACUGACUGUACCCUGUCCUGCAGAAAGGAGCCCCUAACCAUGGACCUCCCUGACUCUGCAGGGAGAAGUCAAGGGUGGUCUUUAUUUCUCCCUUGUCAGCACCCUCACACCAGGUGCUGUGAGACUCCAGCCGGUGUGUUCCCAACAGCCUGAAAUUUCGAGCUAAACAAGCGUGGCUAAAAAAAUAAUGCCUGAGGCAAGCAGCUUCCUUAUUGCAAAGCUCAGGAUGGUGAGGGCUGUCUGUUCCCAUGGUAUUGCAGUAAAUCUUUGGAGAAUGAAUGUAGAAAUAAAUGCACCAGCAAAACCAGUAUGAAUGGUGAUGUGACUUGUCUUCAUAACUUCUUUGCUGCUAUUAGGUGUGUAUGUUGUAGCCAAUUGCUGUUUACUUGUUAGCAGAGCCUGAGCUGACUAGAACAUGUCCUCAUCUUCACCCCAAGAGUGUGGACCACAGCUGGCCUAGAAUCCAUGUUCUUCAGGGUGUUGAAAAUAAAGGAAUGGAAAGGGAUGAUUUGGUUUGUUUGUGCAAAACCUUCCUUGAUUUGCUUUGUAAUACCUGUUUCACAGUUUUAGCGAGUGGCCAGUUGAAAGUACUUGACAGGUCUUUCUGAAAGCUUCUAAGUAGAAUUGCCUGAUGAAUCCAAAGCCACCUCAGUCUAGAGGGCCAUCCACCAUCCAUGAGGUUGGCAGGGCCGUUGCCAUUUUCUGCUGGGUUGGAGUAUGAAGCAGGUAACACAGUUGGAAGUUACUCCAAGGUUUACUGUAGUAAAGGGUACUCAAAUAAAAUUGUACUAUUACUUAGGUCAAUACUAACAACACUUGUAUUUAGAAUCCAAUAACAGUAUUAGCAUUUGAAGAAUAAGUUGAGUUCAAGUAUGUUGACAUUUAUUAUGAUUCUAUGUGAAUUAACUUUCUGUUAAAAAUAAGGGAGCUACUUGGUUGUGCGGGGGGAGGGGAGGAAUGUGUUGACUUUCAAAUCUUCAGUGACUUUUGUGCAAUAUUUCUCCUUAUUUCAAAGUGAUUUAAUAGUGCACAUCUGCUUUUAAGCAGAUCCUUGAAAUGGUAUUUUUCAGAAAUGUGUAAAAUUACAUGUAGCUUUGAAAAAUGGUUGUAUGAUAAGAACAUGAAGAAGUAUAUUCUAAUAAGGCAAAUGUAUAUUUCCAAUGACUGGGAGUGAUUAUGGAUGUCACAUUCUGUAGAAAUAAUAAGACCUAAGCCAAUGUUCACAUACCAUUAGUUCCAGGCAAUUCUUAAAACUAUAACCUGGUUAAAUUGAAAUGGGGUUAAAUAUCAGAAUUUAUGAUGUUUAGUUUAUCAUUUGAUCACUUGUUUAUCACAGAUAAAAAGUUGAGGAGUUAAGCAUUGCUUUCCAGGACCAGCAAUGAGGUGAGACUUCAUGCUGAUGACCACAAGAAUUUGGUUUGUGACAUCCCUAAUUAUCAUAAGUCAUUACUUAAAAUAUUUACUAAUGUUGCCAGUAUCCUUUUAAUUUUUUGUAAAUUAAUUUCUUUGUAUAUUGAUGUACAUUUUCUUUUAGCCUUUGGUUUUCCCUUAAGAACUUCUUUAAAUUAAUAUACUUGAAUGAGGCAAUAAAGCACUGUGGAAGAACUUAGUCUUGGUGCAGCUUGCACACAAGCACAUCACGUCUGUUACUUCAUGAUUUUUGAGGAGGAAGAGCAAUUUAAAAUGCUUACAUGUUUGGCAAACUGACAGUUUGUGUUAGUUACUUCUAAAUCUAUGUCAGAUAUGAUGAGAAAUGCCUCAACAUGGAACAAAGCAACAUUAUAUAUCCUGAUAAGGUUUUCUUUUUCAGAACAUUUAUUUGGUGACCUUUGAAAACCGUUCCUGACAAUGCCCCUGUUGUGAGUCUUUAAUACUUGUAGGAGAGGCAUAAAGUACAGGACACAUUGAAAUUUUAUUGACAGUUUUAAUUUAGAGAUUAAAAAAAACCCCACACACCAAACAACCAGCAUUGUCCUAAUAGUUUUAAAAAUUUAGUUAGUUACUGACCUGUUUUACAAAAUUAGAGCCAAAUCUAAGAAUUUACUCCAUGCUUUUGCACCUUCUGGACUACUGUUCAAAGUCAUCUCGAGAACUGUAUUUCAGACCUUGACUACUGUUAGUAGUGCACUGUCUAGAUGUAGUAAAUGAGCUGUGAUGUGUGGUGUGGUUUGUUUUUUCUUUUUCCUUCCAAAGUUUGUGAUGUCAGUAGAAGUUUUUGGUGAACUACACAUUACCAUAAAGUGCCCAACACUGUACUAUAAAAUAAAAUUUAACAAUAUCAAAA
Molecule: messenger RNA, 9563 nt
Organism: Pseudopipra pipra
Lineage: Eukaryota; Metazoa; Chordata; Aves; Passeriformes; Pipridae
Gene: DENND1B
Product: DENN domain containing 1B
Exons: 23
Coding region: 332-2698 (788 amino acids)
Biological process (GO): endocytosis; endocytic recycling
Cellular component (GO): nuclear speck; cytosol; intracellular membrane-bounded organelle
Molecular function (GO): guanyl-nucleotide exchange factor activity; phosphatidylinositol phosphate binding
Source: RefSeq, a predicted model, not a curated record